Molecule: messenger RNA, 1563 nt
Organism: Rhopalosiphum maidis (corn leaf aphid)
Lineage: Eukaryota; Metazoa; Arthropoda; Insecta; Hemiptera; Aphididae
Product: lysosomal-associated transmembrane protein 4A
Exons: 6
Coding region: 388-1323 (311 amino acids)
Cellular component (GO): lysosomal membrane
Source: RefSeq, a predicted model, not a curated record
CGCCGCCACCAGUCGCUGCACCGUUCCGUCCGCGUCCUCGUCGCGUUUAUCAAUCAAUACUCGCGAAUCCCGACUCCCGGAUUCCGGACGUAUUCACGUAUUACACUAUUACGUAUUUACGCUGUGCGCUGAAUGUAAACAUUAGAGCACUGUUGUAGACGCUCACCGAUCAGCGUUCGUUCCCACGGCACACGACCGUCCCGAGUUUACGUCAUUCGGCUUAUUCCACCGUCUGUCAGCCGACCGUCGCGCGUCGCCUCGCGUUCGAGUCUUCUUUUCUCGUCGUUAAAUAUCAAAAUAAAUGUCAUUGUCGCCGUCCACUUAUUGGAAAACAACAUAAGAUUAUUAUCCGCAUCUGCACUGCUACUGUACUACCCCGUCGUCGCAAUGCAAACUCAACAACCUAUUAACUCAACAUUCAAAUUUAUUGAGCGUCGUAAAAAUGAGUGGCGUUGCCUACUCUGUUGUCAUGUCAGAACAGGAACAAUUUUUCUUGGAUUAUGGCAUUUGAUGUUACAAUUACUGGCAAUAAGUACACUUGGAGUGUUUUUACGACACCCGGAGUUAUUAAAACCUGUUCAUAUAACAAGAACUUCAAUAGAACAGAAUGACUUACCUACUGCUUUAGCUGAACGUAAUUUUCCGACUUUUAAUAAUUAUGUUUCUACUGAUGGUUCUUAUCCAUUAUCAAACUAUGAUCAAGAUGAUAUGGUUGAACCUACAAUUGGAGGUAUAAAGGGUGAAAGGUAUUCAUUUGGAAUGUUCAUGGGUCGUCCAAUUAAUAUGGAUGAUUUAAAUUAUGGAGUGUUUUUAAUAUUUUUCACCUUAAUUAUUACUAUUUCCAUGAUUUAUGGUGCCAUCAAAGGAAAACCUAAAAUGUUAAUUCCAUUCUUUUGUAUGCAACUGUUUGAUUUAUUUGUGACUAUAUUAUCAGCUUUUGGAUAUCUCUGUUAUUUACCAGACUUUCAGCGUCUUAUGAUCCGCACCGAAUCUCAAUAUGUGUCUAGUAGUAUUACAUCAGUAAACCCACGAUUUAUAUCAUUCAUAGUCAUUUUUUCCUUGUGUGUUACAAUAAUAUCUAAGGGAUACUUUGUUGGUGUAGUUUGGAGUUGUUACAAGUAUCUGACAUUAAAAAGAAGUUCAGCUCAACCAACUAUACAUUAUAUAGAAUCAAACUUUGUUGUUCAGAAUCUUUUACGCCCAGACUACGAUUUUAACAUGAAAAAGUUUCCUCCUCCACCACCAUCUUAUGCUGUUGCUGUUGGUGAAGAUAAUGCUACCCAUCCUGAUGAACCCCCGCCAUCAUAUAAUACUACUCAAUAGAACAUAAUUCAAGAAAGAUGAUAUUAUUUAUAGUUUUUUAACAUGUCUUUAAUUUACCUAACAUUUGAGUAUAAAAAAAUACAUAUAUAAAAUAUUACUUAUCAGUAUAAAAUUACUAUAAACUAGUCCCUUUGGAAAGACUGGAAGUAAUUUGUUAUGGAAACCAAUAGGUAAGAACUCUAAAUCAAAUGUUAAACUCAUUUUAUUCUUAUAUACAAAUACAAUCUAUUGUUACUUUUA